GACAAAAGGCCAUGUCCGUUUUGCUGGUUAUCCUUACCUUUUUGAUUACCAUCAUUGUUUGUGAUGCAAUGACCAUGAAACAAAUUAAAUCAACUGGUAAAAUGAUGAGAAAAUCCUGUCAGCCCAAAAACAACGUUGAAGAUGAAAAAAUAGAUGCGAUCGCCGCUGGUCAGUUUAUCGAAGAAAAAGAAGUUAUGUGCUACAUAGCAUGUAUUAUGAAGAUGGCUAAUGCGAUUAAAAAUGGAAAACUAAACUAUGAAGCGGCAAUGAAACAAGCUGAUUUGCUUUUACCUGAUGAAAUAAAAGAGCCCACCAAAGCAGCUAUCACUGCUUGCAGAAAAGUUGCUGACUCAUAUAAAGAUCUUUGUGAAGCAUCAUUUCAUGUAACGAAAUGUAUUUACAACGAGAAUCCCAGUAUAUUUUUUUUCCCUUAA
This is a messenger RNA of Zerene cesonia (dogface butterfly), 434 nucleotides long. Its product is annotated as general odorant-binding protein 72-like. The record is from RefSeq and is a predicted model, not a curated record. Gene Ontology annotation, molecular function: dibutyl phthalate binding; odorant binding. Gene Ontology annotation, biological process: sensory perception of smell; olfactory behavior. The transcript has 5 exons. Gene Ontology annotation, cellular component: extracellular region. The coding region runs from base 12 to 434 and encodes 140 amino acids. Lineage: Eukaryota; Metazoa; Arthropoda; Insecta; Lepidoptera; Pieridae.